UCCCCGCUGCUGGCUCAUACCUAACCUAAAAAUAAAGCUCUUGCGGGGGUUGCAGAGGACGAUGUCGCCGCGGCAACACCCGGGUAUGACAUAAUCGGCAAUCAUUCGGUGUACGACGUCUACAGCGGCAAAGACGACAAGAAUGGCUGAGUCAUUGCUCAACGUUGGCUCGUUACCGCUAAGAUCCCAUUGGGCCGACGAGCAACAACAGCAGCAUCAGCAGCAACAAGAGUCGAAGAACGCCAGCAACAAUGACUCGGAACAGAGUAGCGGAGACAGCAGCGACGAGAUUAGCCACGACUUUGGUUGCAAACCUAAAAGUUGGAACGAGCUGAGGGGCGUCGUUAGCGAUCUCCGAAGGCGUAUGUCCGGCAUGUCCGCAGGCUCAGUACCUGGCUCCAUCACCUUCAGGUCCUUGCCCGACGGAAGGAUAAGAAUAUAUUUCUUGAGCACACCAAGUAAUGGCUGGGAGACAACACUUUUAUACGUAGAUGUAGCUCAUUCGGAUCAUGCCAAUGGCUACCGCUUGCAGUGGCAACCUGUUAUAGAAGCUAACUUUCAGAGUAUCUCCAGUGUCAAUCAAUUGUCCAAGGAAGAGCAGUUGCUCUCAGAGAGAAAAAGACUAGUGACGUGGGGUAUAACCAGUUAUGAAAUACAUCCAGAUAGUGGAAAAUUAGUCUUUCCUGCAGCAAGCAGUCUAUAUCAAUGUGUAGACAGUGGUUUUGUGUCUGGACCUCUUUUUCCAUCUGAGCUUAGAAUGUCUACUUCUGGUGCAAAAUUAUGUCCACAAAUAUGUCCUUGGAAUAAUGCCUUAGUUGCUCACACAUGUGCUGGAGAUAUACACUUGUCUCAUAGCAUUACAGGAUCCUCAGUAAGAUUGACGCAUGCCAGAAAAGGUGGCAAAAGUUUAGCUGACGACCCCCUAAGCGCUGGAACGCCUUCAUAUGUAAUGCAAGAAGAAUUUACAAGGUAUAUAGGUUAUUGGUGGCAACCCAAGUCUCCUGAUGGUAUUUACAGGAUAGUCUACGAAGAGGUAGAUGAAAGUGAUGUGAAAAUAUUUUGCUUUCCAUCAUCAGAAGGCUCUCAUGAUGUUGAUGAAUUCCGAUUUCCUCGAGCCGGCACGCAAAAUGCGAAAAGUAAUUUGAAACUGGUGCAAUUCAAAGUGACAGAAUCGUCACAAAUCAUCGAUGUAGAAACCCUUGAACUUCAGUAUCCAUUGCAGCAUAUGUUCCCGUGGAUGGAAUAUCUGGUCAGAGUUGGUUGGAUGCGAGAUGGUCGACACAUAUGGCUUCAAUUAUUAGAUAGAAAGCAGCAAAGACUGGAGUUAGUUCUACUAUCAGUAGAUAACUUUUGUGAACCUCCACCAAAUGUAUACAAUUCAGAAAAUCAUUUUACUCCAUCCUCGGCGUCCGUACAGGUGAUCUAUUCGGAAACCAGUCAACACUGGAUAAAUGUUAAUGACUUGCUCCAUUUCCUGCCAUCAGACGAUCCAACAGAAAUAAAAUUCAUUUGGGGCAGCGAAGAGACUAAUUUUAGACACCUGUAUCUUAUUACAGCUAGCAUAGCUGGUUCUGGAAAUGAAGUCGAAGAAACUUUGGAUCGAUUGGAUAGCGCAUUUAUGCAACCACGUAUAUUAUCGAAAGUAGCUCUAACACAAGGUGACUGGGAAGUUCUUGGACGAGAAAUAUGGGUAGACGAAGCCAACUCAAUUGUUUAUUUUGUUGGCCUAAGAGAAGGCCCGUUGGAACAACAUGUUUACGCCGUAUCCCUUCACCGUCCAUUAGAAAUUAGAUUACUCACAAGGCCCGGUUACAGCUACAAUAACGUGUAUUUUAACAAAGAAUGUGCGAUGAUGGUGGCUGUAUACAGUUCGAUAAAAACCUUGCCCGCGUGCCAAGUAUUCCGAAUAUCGCAAUCUGAUUGGACAGUGGAAAAUAUAUCUCUUACACCUGUUGGAUUUUUACUUGAACCAUCGACACCAGAGUCGGAUCUGUUUGCUCCGGAAAUUUUCUCACGCAAAAUUUCUUCAGGAGAUCUGAUAUACUCGAUGAUAUUCAAACCGCAUAAUUUCAAGCCUGGAACAAAGUAUCCGACUGUUUUAAAUGUUUAUGGUGGUCCUGAGGUUCAGUUAGUGUCCAAUACGUUCAAGGGAAUGAGGCAUCUCAGAAUGCACAUGUUGGCAGCGCAGGGUUACUGCGUGGUAUCCAUCGAUUCGCGAGGUUCUCAUCAUCGAGGAAUUGCAUUUGAAAGUCAUUUGCAACGGAAAAUGGGAACUGUAGAGCUGGUUGAUCAAGUUGAAAUCCUUCGCUGGCUGGCCGAGACGACUGGUUACAUCGAUUUGAGUCGUGUCGCAAUUCACGGUUGGUCUUAUGGAGGCUAUUUGAGCUUGAUGGGUUUAAUUCAGUACCCCGAUGUGUUCAAGGUAUCCAUUGCCGGCGCUCCCGUAACAUCUUGGUAUUUUUACGACACAGGCUACACGGAGCGGUACAUGGAUCUACCUCAAAACAACGUUCAUGGCUACGUUAACGGUUCGGUUUUGACCUACGUCAAUAAAUUUCCCGAUGAAGAGAAUCGUUUAUUGAUCAUUCAUGGAUUGAUAGAUGAGAAUGUUCACUUCUUUCACACCAGUCAGUUAGUUAAUGCUCUUGUGAAGACUGGCAAGCCAUAUCAGCUGCAAGUUUACCCUAAUGAGAGGCAUAGUCUCCGAAGUUUAGAUGCUAGUAAACAUUACGAGACAACUCUUCUCUCAUUUUUACAAAAUCAUCUAUAAAUGUUCGAUAGCAUCACCUUAUACGUACAGUCCAACCCCUCCUUUGAAUUUGUAAAAUUUUUGAUGAAUAAGGAAGACAAAGCGAGAGAAAGGGUGAAAGUGAGAGAGAUACGAGCAACAUUGUUGUUAUGCUAAGCAAUGAAAGUAACUGCCGGAAAUUUAUGUACAUAGAAUUUGAAUAUUGAAAUAUUCAAUUUUAGUUUUUCUUCAACUAAUCGUCGUAAAACGAACGAUUGGUAGAUUCUAAUCCAAGACGAGAUUUCUUUUUUAAAGACUUAACAGUAUUACUUAUAUAAUAUAAAAAAAACUUUUUAAUAAAAAUCUUGCAGCAAUGUAGACUUAUAAAUUGGUUUUCUUUGACAGCAUUUAGCUGAUGAUUUUAACAAGACUUUGCUUUUGUAACAAUGUCAAAAGUUUUCUCGUCAAUGUUUAUUAAGUGUGGUGGUUGAAAUUCUAAUUUUUUUAAUUGUAAAUUGCCUGAAAUGAUGAUAGGCUCUAAAUAAAAUAUGUUAGCCUUUAAAAUUGUGUAAACGAGCCCGUUGGUUUUUAAAAUGACAAUGGACAAUACUCGCAAAACUCUGUACAAUACAUUUAUACAUAAUAUAACACUAAGAUCAUUGACUUUUUUUAAUGUCUUUUCCAAUUGUACUUAUUUGCAAUUUUCGUGUAAACAUAUGUGCGUGCGAUCUAAUGAUUUAUAAUAUUUUUAUGUUAAACUUAAUAUAUGUAAUUGCAAGUAACUAAUAUUUUUUAUGACAAUGAUAAUUCAUAAUCAAAGUAUUUUUUUUGAAAGAGGCAAACAUUUGUUGCAUUUUUGUGAUCGACAGAUAUCUAACGUGGUUGGUUAAGUAUGAUUU
Molecule: messenger RNA, 3627 nt
Organism: Phymastichus coffea
Lineage: Eukaryota; Metazoa; Arthropoda; Insecta; Hymenoptera; Eulophidae
Product: dipeptidyl peptidase 9
Exons: 10
Coding region: 143-2770 (875 amino acids)
Biological process (GO): proteolysis
Molecular function (GO): dipeptidyl-peptidase activity; serine-type peptidase activity
Source: RefSeq, a predicted model, not a curated record